UUGCAGCUUUGUCGACCUGACCUUGUCAAAAGCUCUAGACUUCCGGGGUCCAUUUGACAACCUAGUCUACCUUAUUUAUCUCCGCCUCUGCCUCCACUAGAAGCCACCUCGACCCUGGACCCCUUCCGUCGUCCUUUGGGCAGCCAAUCUGCCACAUAAGCUAUCGUACAUAUAGCCAGAGCUUCCCAAACACCGUCACCGACAGAAGCUUGUGUACAUUUCGCAGUUAUCAACAAACCUCCUCACAAACUACGUCGCCGCCGCGUCGAUAUGCGGGAUCCCUUCCCGUUCCCCCCGAUUCCGGCUCUGGCCAAGACCACCCAGCCAUGGGCCGACCGUCUCUCCUUGCCGACCCUGCCGCUCCAUGUCCAUGAAGUCAUUGGCGCCGCCGCCCUCUACACCUUUGUCCACGUCGUCGUCUCGCCCAUCGUGUCCAACCUUUUCUUCUCCAAGUACUACCCCAAGCACUCGCGCUCCAAGAAGGCCAACUGGGAUACCCACGUCGUCUCGCUCGUCCAAAGCACCCUCAUCAACGUCCUGGCACUAUGGGUCAUGUACGCCGACAAGGAGCGUGCCGCCAUGGACUGGGAGCAGCGUAUCUGGGGUUACACGGGUGCCUCGGGCAUGAUCCAGGCUUUGGCCUGUGGCUACUUUGUCUGGGACUUGGGCAUCACGCUGCUGAACUUUGAUAUCUUUGGCUUCGGUCUUCUCGCCCACGCUGUCAGCGCACUUGUGGUCUACUCAUUUGGAUUCAGACCCUUCCUCAACUACUACUCCACGACCUUUAUCCUAUACGAGCUCUCGACACCCUUCCUUAACAUCCACUGGUUCUUCGACAAGCUCAACAUGACCGGCUCCCGUGCGCAGCUGUACAACGGCAUCGCCCUCCUCGUCACCUUCUUCGGCUGCCGGCUGAUCUGGGGCACCUGGCAAUCCAUCGAGGUCUACAAAGACAUGUGGAAAGCCGUACACAGCGCGCCCACGCCGGAGUACAUCCAGUCCUACUACAACACCACCAGCUCCACCAUCGAUGCCGAGAACGUGAUGCUCUUCGCCGCCAAGCCUGAACCCAUCCCCGUGUGGCUUGCUCUGCUGUAUGUGGCUAGCAACUUGACGCUGAACACGCUGAACUGGUAUUGGUUCUUCAAGAUGAUUUCGGCGGUGAGGAAGAGGUUUGUGCCUCAGGACGAGACGAAGGAGGAAAAGUCUGAUCUCAUCGCUGCUGGUAAGGAGGAGAGGGAAGCCAAGUCUACCGCCACCGAACAAGCCAAGCGCCCCGUCAUCGUCAACAGACACCGUCGUCAGAACUCGAUCGAGGACCUCAUCCCCGACAACGAGGAGCUCCGCGAGGGGACGAUCCAGUAGGACUAGCGCGCCUUUUUAGGACUCCCUUCUCCUACGCGCCCGCCAUCCUCACCACCUGUGGACGGGGACGCGGUCGCCCAUAGCAGCAGCGCCAGCGGGAAUGACAAUGAUCCGUCCCUGCCGGCGCUGAGGCGUGUUAUCGAGGCCAUGAGCGCAGGUCAUAAUGGUAAUAGAGACCUGCUCGAGUUGUUACCGUUGCCACGUCCUGAGAGCGGGAACGAAGAAGAGUCUCUGCUGCUAAGGGAUGUGAUGCCGAGAAACUAUGUCAGGACUAUAAAGGAACUAAAGAAGAGACAAAGAUACGGAGGGGGAGGUCCAAUUUAGACUGACAAGCGCGCUAUGACCACAGAAUGUCGGAUGACAAGAGGAGACGAAGGAAUUAAGAGGCCGGUAUAGAGACGGACUAGGCGCCAGUGUCGAAUUCAUGCUGACAAUCACGGUGUUUUACUCGCCAUAUCUCUUUGGAUACAUCGUCAAAGAGGGUAGAUGAGUUGGAGAGGUUUGACCAGCGGACUCACGGAGUGAGGUUCCUCUAUAUAAUCUUGCAAGCGUUUCUUAUUUUAACAAUGGGACAAGGAUCAAAUGAAGCGUAUGCAUUGGCUUUGUAUGGUAGGUAAUAUCUGAGAUAUUGAUAUUGGUUUAGGGUCAUUCAAGGUAGUUUGUAGUAUAGGUUAAUGAGAAUAAUAGACGAUUAAUGC
Neurospora tetrasperma FGSC 2508 is the source of this 2063-nucleotide messenger RNA. RefSeq lists its product as uncharacterized. The record is from RefSeq and is a predicted model, not a curated record. The transcript has 2 exons. NCBI's taxonomy places the organism in Eukaryota, Fungi, Ascomycota, Sordariomycetes, Sordariales, Sordariaceae. Bases 271 to 1365 code for a protein of 364 amino acids. Gene Ontology annotation, cellular component: endoplasmic reticulum; membrane. Gene Ontology annotation, biological process: lipid homeostasis.